AUGUUUCCAACAUUACAAUCCGAUUACGAAGAAACCAUGUCAGACUUGGAAAAUCUGGGCUAUGAAGACGACAUGGAAACAAGGUUAUUGCAAGGAAUUUCAUCAAUUCAAAUCAAAAACCAAUGUCAAAUAGCUAUUGAUGGAUUAAACAAACUGGUGGAAGAAUUGCCUGGGACAAUUUCAUUGUUGUACGAACUUCAAGCAAAAUUGAAUGCGGUCGAUAUCGGUACACACAAUCCAUUGGGAUCUAUUAAUACAACACCUGUCAAUGAACGUCGACAAGAAGUACCAGAUGUGAGUCGUAGCAAUUCACCGAUCAUUCAAGAUAUUCCCUUUGAUGCAGUAAGUCGCACAACUGACAUGCACCCAUCAUUCAAUGCUCCAAUUUACAAUGGAUUUGGCGGUGACAAUGGACCAAUCAUCAAUACCUUUUCAAGUCAAGAACAUGGUCAACUACACUUAAACGCUCCUGUAUCACCUCUUCUUCGUCUUUCAAAUCCACAUUCACAUCAAGUACACAGCAAUUAUCAUGAUCAUCAUCAACAACCUGAACCAGCAAUAAUGAAUAAUGCUUACGAUCCAUAUCAGCAACAUCAGAGUCAAAUAACAAACAACAAUCCAUAUCAUGUUCAUCCAAACAACAAUCCAUAUCAUGUUCAUCCAAACAACAAUCCAAAUCAUGCUUAUCCAUACAACAAUCCAAAUCAUGUGUAUCCAAACAACAACUCGAGAAUAAAAGUCAAGGCUGAAGAAAUACCAAAAUUUGACGGAACAGCGGAGAAUUGGCCAGAUUUCAAAAACGCAAUCUUGGAGUUGGUCAUAAACAAUGUUGAAAUACCGAGUCAAAGUUCAAAAUUCCGUCGUCUUAUGAAUGUACUCCCAAUACAAGCGCAGGCUAGAAUCCGUGGUCAAAAUUCAAAUCCAAAUUUUCAACAAAUCUUGAAUAUUCUGGACACGUUUUAUGGAUCGCCGGCAUUAGUGUUGAAAGAGUUGACUCAAAAGAUUCAUUCAUUACCGUUCCUUCGUUUCGAUUCACCAUCAUCAAUCUAUACAAAGUACCAUGAAAUGAUGGUUAUCAUCAAAGGUAUCAGGUUAAACGAGGGCGAUAGUCGCACGAUCAUUGGUCAUAUAUUGGGAAAAAUGGAUCUUGACAACCGUCGACGCGCAUUCCAGAAUCUGAACUCAUCUGUUUCACCGCAUACCAUCACACUUGAUCAUCUAGAAAAUUACUUCAGUACAAUCACUGCAACAGACUUACUCAUAAAUCAAGUGGCCAACGUUGGAUUCAAUCGGUAUCAGCAAAGUAACGAUUACAAAUUCAAUUACAAAAAUAACCGUCAAACUGAGCAAAAGAAAUCGUUGCUGACAUCGACUAACAGUGAUAGCUCAUCUAACAAUAAACCAAAGUGCAUUUUUUGCGAUCAAUAUCAUUACCACAUUCAAUGUCCCGUACCAUAUAACGAGAAAAUCCUUGUACUGAACAGAGAAAAACGCUGCUAUCGUUGCGCUGGCAAAGGCCAUGGCACCCGUGAAUGUAUCAAACAUUUAAAAUGCAACAAGUGCAGCGGUAAUCAUCAAUCUUACCUAUGUCGAGAUUCAGCAAGCAACAACCAACAACCUUCGAAUCAAUCUUCAAACCAACAACCAUCGAAUCAACAUUCAAAUCGACAACCUUCGAAUCAAACCAUUCCAAAAACACUGAUCGCAUCUGAAGAGCAACCAUGCACAUCAUCAUCAAUUUCAAACGAUGCAUCAGUCAUUUCGGCGUUAGCCAAUUCUGGAGGCGUAUCGCAAUAUUUGCAAACGUUAACCACAAACAUCAACAACAUCAAAACCCGAGUCAUCUUUGAUAGUGGUUCAGAAAUUUCGUUCAUCUCCAAUAUUUUGAUUACAACAAUUUGA
This is a messenger RNA of Dermatophagoides farinae (American house dust mite), 1902 nucleotides long. Lineage: Eukaryota; Metazoa; Arthropoda; Arachnida; Sarcoptiformes; Pyroglyphidae. The record is from RefSeq and is a predicted model, not a curated record.